This is a messenger RNA of Plasmodium vinckei vinckei, 813 nucleotides long. RefSeq names its product conserved Plasmodium protein, unknown function. The record is from RefSeq and is a predicted model, not a curated record. Lineage: Eukaryota; Apicomplexa; Aconoidasida; Haemosporida; Plasmodiidae. Bases 1 to 813 code for a protein of 270 amino acids. The transcript has a single exon.
AUGGCUAAUAAUUUAGGUUCUAUUUUGUGUGGAGGAGAAAACUUAUUAUGCGACUUUAGUCAGAUAUUCAGACGAACAUGUGGGGGAAGAGAUAAUGCUUUAUCUGAGAAGGAUCGUUCAAUAAAUGGUGAAAGAAAAUUUUCAAAGGAACAAAAUAUUGUCAAAAAUAGUAAAGAUGAGAUAAAUAUAUAUGGACAAAAUAAUUAUGAUAUUUCAGGAUGUUAUAAUACUUGUGCUGACGAAAAGGAAUACAUAUGUGAUGUACAACCAACUAAAGUUAGUAUAAACAAUAUAUAUUUAAAUUUUAAAAAUAAUAAAACAGAAAAUAAGAAAAUUUUAAAUGACGUUACAAAAUUGGGUAAUGAAAUAUUUGCUGAAAAAAUGAAUUGCAACUGUUUUAAAACUGGAUCAUGCGAACAAAAUAAUUGUGGAGACAUUUUUUAUCCUGACAUUAAUGAAUAUAACAACAUAUUAAUUAAUAGAAGAAAUACUGAUUUAAUAGGAAAUAAUGCAAAAAUCGAAAAAAAAAGCUCAAGCCAUUUAUACACUGAAAACACUAAAAAUGUUCCAUUUUUACAAGACAAUCAUUCAAUUCAAGAAAUAUAUAAUUUUGAAAAUGUAGAGAAUAAUAUAAUACCCAGUAAUUCAAAUAGUUCAAAAAAUGAUCAUAUACAACACGAAGAUAAUGACAAUGAUAAUGAUAGUAAAAACAGCCUUCCAAAAACAAACAAUUCUGUUACAAAUAAAGAACAAUCCCCUGUUACUUCCUCCGAAUUUAUGUCAGUUGUUAGUUGUGGAAAAGUAGACGAAUAA